Molecule: messenger RNA, 2271 nt
Organism: Ilyonectria robusta
Lineage: Eukaryota; Fungi; Ascomycota; Sordariomycetes; Hypocreales; Nectriaceae
Exons: 9
Coding region: 1-2271 (756 amino acids)
Biological process (GO): DNA-templated transcription; positive regulation of transcription from RNA polymerase II promoter by galactose
Cellular component (GO): nucleus
Molecular function (GO): RNA polymerase II cis-regulatory region sequence-specific DNA binding; DNA-binding transcription factor activity, RNA polymerase II-specific; zinc ion binding
Source: RefSeq, a predicted model, not a curated record
AUGGCUGGAAUAUCACCCCCUUCAACUGGUGGCCGAGUACAGCGUGCGACGCGAGUAGCCAGGGCGUGUGACUACUGUCGCAAGAAAAGGCUCAAAUGCACAUCGAAUCGAUAUCCCUGUCUCAAUUGCCAGCUCUACAACGCCGAAUGUACCACAAAAGACCGCGUUGGAAGACGGUCCAUCAUCGUCAGGAACAACGACCAAGACGCAACGAGUGCCGCCGUCUCAGGGGGGGUCUCCGCCACAACACCACCGGAGGAGCCGAGCAUAGAUGUUGCAGUCAACUCCAGCGCUGAUGCCUUUUUUGCCUUGGCCGACAAUGACGAAGAAGACGAAAAUGACAACGACGCGAGCAACAAUAAUGUCAACAGCAGCCACAGCAAUGCCCAUGGCCAUCACGAUGGCAGCAACAAUAUGGACAACAAUAUGGACAACAGCAGUAUCACCCGUGCUAUAGACAACAAUGACUUGAACGGACAUCAUCCCGACAAUCAAAACAGCCUGUCAGCGCUACCGUGGGCAGAGAAUCAAGGAUUCGAUGUCGUGAAUGAAGCGUCACAAGACUUCGGACACGUGCUACGCCAGCUCGGCAUCGGGGUAUCGUCCAAUUUCUGGGAACUGGACAGAACAAUGCUUACCAACAUGGCCAACACGGAUGCCCAUCUGAUGGGUGGUGUGGACGGUAGCGACAGGCUCGAGAUGGGUCAGAUGCCACCGGAUGCGAUCCCUAUUCCCAUCAUGGAGGGGCCUUCAGCGGCAGCCUCGUUUGCUUCUCCCCCAAAGUCGAUAGCAAACUCAACCAACGGGAGAGUAUCCGCCAUCGAGUCGUUAACUACGAGAGACAAUGAAGUUUUCCCUUCAAAACAGUCGCUGCCUCCUGGUGUCUUUAUUCGGAAAGACCAGACCUUGACAAACUACAUUGGCUUGUGCUCGGUAGGGGCAACGUUAGCCUUGUGUUUGAAAGACGCGCUUGACAGCCAGCGUGUUCCCUUGGACGCUAGUUCAUUAAGCUUCUUGAUCGAAGCAGGGCCUCAUGUCGACGAAGUGGGAUUCUUAUCUCUGUGUGACCUGUCGUCACGGAAGUUGCCCCCUCGUGCGGAAGCCUUGCAACAGAUCAAUGCCUAUUUUCGAAACCUGAACACCUUUUACCCGAUUCUUGAUGAGGAGUCCUUUAUGGCUCGGGCUGACAUGUUUUAUACGGCACAAAGGCCACUGUUGAGGGUCCUCGACUACUCUCUGUUCUACCUGGUGCAAUCCCUAGGAGCGCUCUGCAUGCAGCAUGAUUCAGACAACCCCAGGGCAUAUGAGAAGUAUGCUGCCGCUGCAUACGAACAGGCUUGGUCUUUGAUACACGAAAGUAUAGGGAUGCCAUGCGAGACAUCCUUGCAGAUUCUACUGCUUCACGUUGUACGCCAGAUAUACUUUGGCAAAUGCGGCAUUGCAUGGGUCUUCUGCGGAAUUGCUAUCCCCAACUACGUCUUCGGUCACGGCUCUGGUGGAUACUGCUUAACUUUGACUCGUAUGCUUGAUCCCCCUCGCGUGGGACGGCCUCCGGGAGUCGAGGAUACAGCGCAUGAUGGAGAGGUGGUUGUCGAAGGAAAGAGUGAUGUUCACUCGGAUCCGUCGUAUCCCACCUUGUCACUGGUGUAUAUCUGGACUUGCCAGCUCGGCCAGGUCCAGAAUCGCUUCUGUAACGCCAUGCACUCCAGGAACGAUGGGUCUUCAAGGAUUGAGGCCCUUGUUCAGCUAGACCGAGAGCUUACCGCAUGGAUGGAUAGUCUUCCCACAUCCUGCCGACCUGGCUAUCCAAACUUGUCAUCUUCUGACAUUCGGCUGCAUAUAUUGUUGAUACAUCUUGAGUGCUUCAAUCUGCUACGGGCCAUUCACUGGGCAGUCAUCACGUUGCGGCCAGCCUUGACUCCAGGAGUUGAUGCUGAGAAACUGGCGGCGCGACUUCAAGCGAGCGAUACACUCUGUGUUGAAGCGGCACGAUCAUUCAUCAAAAGUCUGAAUGGAGCUAUGAAUGAUUUGGGGUGCAGGAAAAUAUUCGUCAUCUGCUUUCACACGAACAAUUACAUGGCCGCUAUAGCAACUUUGUAUCGCAGCAUCGCCAGAAACCCAUCCUCCUUCUCGGCACGAUCCGAUCUGGAACACCUGCGAGCAGGCAAGAUGCACCUGGACAGGGAUAGCACCGACAGCGCGAUAGGGCCUGCAUUGACGCAUGUCAUCAACAGUAUGCUCUUGUCGGCAGAAAGUGUUGUAUGGAAAUAA